Messenger RNA from Neogale vison (American mink), 735 nucleotides. RefSeq names its product required for excision 1-B domain containing (gene REX1BD). Bases 34 to 576 code for a protein of 180 amino acids. The record is from RefSeq and is a predicted model, not a curated record. The transcript has 5 exons. NCBI's taxonomy places the organism in Eukaryota, Metazoa, Chordata, Mammalia, Carnivora, Mustelidae.
CCUGGUCCUGGGCGGGGCCGGGGCUGCGCAGUCAUGAUCACUGCCAAGGCCUCGGCGGACUCCGCUGUCCCGUCGGUGCCCGGUGCUGCGGUGGCUACCGGUGUCCCGGAGCCCGAGGAGCCAGCGUGGCCCUGGAAAGAUGCCCCGAUCCGGACGCUGGUGCAGCGCAUCCACCAGUUGCAGGCUGAGCGCGCGCAGGCCUUCCGCCGGCUGGAGGAAGGCCACCUCCAGUACCAGCGAAGCGGUCCGCCCUACGACUUCCCGCGCUACCGGAGCACAGUGCACGAGGUGACCCAGGCCUUCGCCGCCGCCUCGCGGGAGGUGCUGGCGGUGGAGGCCGAGCUGGCCGGACCCAGAGGGCAGCCGCUGCUCGCGAGCCAUGUGCGCAGCCUACAACAGCUGGAGCAGACGCGCCUGGCCACGGUGGCUCUGCUGCAGCUGAUGGGGGCACCAGAGCUGUCUGAGCAGGAGAACACUCUGGAGAUGCGCCAGCUGAAGAUGAAGGUAAUUAAAACCAUGGAAGCGAUCAGCGAGGUUCUUCAGGACCUUAGAUUUGAUGCAGAAUCUGUUGAGUGAUGGAGGCUCCCUAGGGACACGCCGAGGGAUAUGGAAAAUGGGGUGAAUGGCACCCAGCCCACCCCUGGACUGUCAGCUGGCUGGGGGUCACACGCCACCGGGUUGCUGACUGCCCUUGAGUUUGCUGUGACUCUCACAAUAAAGGACCUUUCAUUUUCA